UUAAAAAUGAUUUCUAGGCAAGAAAGAAGUUGGAUGUACAACCGACGAAAAAAUAGAAAGUUUAGUUUAAGAUUUAUGAGAGGGUUGGAAGAGUUUUUUGAAUUUGCUCGUACACAAAGCAUGAGUUCUGAGAUUAGAUGUCCUUAUAAAAAGUGUAAAAAUUGUUGUUAUAAGGAACCAGAUGAAAUAAGAGAACAUCUAAUGAGAAGGGGGUUUGUUGAAAAUUACUAUGAGUGGGAAUAUCAUCAGAACACAGAGAUAGGAACAACAUCUGAUGUUGUAGCGGAAGUCGGAGAGCAAUCGUCAAACAACCCAAAUCCAUACUCACAGAUGGUGCAUGAUGCAGUAGCUAGUGUGUUUCCAGACAAUUACCAUCACUUUCUUCCCUCACAGUAUAAUGUAACGUCAGUAGAUAAUGAACCACCGGUACACGUUGACGAAUAUCCAAACCCACAGUGUCAACAGUUCUUUGAAAUGUUAAAUUCUGUAAAUAGUCCUUUAUAUGAAGGUUGUAAAAAUCACACCAAGAUGUCUAUUAUUGGUCGACUUACAAACCUCAAGACAGACCAUCGUCUCACUGAGAGGUGUUACGACGAUAUUUGUGGUAUUGUGAAUGAAGUGUUACCAGAAGAGAAUACGAUGGUAAACAACUUCUACGAAACGAAAAAACAAAUAGCUGCCCUUGGAUUACCCGUUGAGAAGAUAGAUUGUUGUCCUAACGGAUGUUUGAUAUAUUGGGGGAAUAAUGCGAAUGCAACUUGCUGUUAUAUUUGUGAAACUUCUAGAUGGAGAAGAAAUAGUAAGGGUGAUAAGGUUUCGCGGAAACAAUUUCAUCAUUUCCCCCUGGGCCCUAAAUUACAAAGAUUGUAUGCUUCAGAGGCAACAGCUAGGCAUAUGAGGUGGCAUGCAGAGCACCGCACCAAGGAUGGAGAGAUGAUACAUCCGUCCGAUGCUGAAGCGUGGUUGACAUUUAAUGACAUGCAUCCAGACUUUGCAUUGGAGACUCGAAACGUGCGGUUGGGUCUGUGUACAGAUGGUUUUAACCCCUUUGGAAGUUAGGGUCAACUAUUCAUCGUGGCCUGUCAUUGUCACACCAUACAAUCUUCCGCAAUGGAUGUGCAUGAAGAAGCCGUAUAUGUUCUUGACCGUGAUUGUCCCUGGGCGGAGUAAUCCAAAGCACAACAUUGACUUAUAUCUUCAACCACUAAUACAAGAGCUGAAUAUGUUGUGGGAGGAGGGUAUUUAUACAUUUGAUGUGUCAAGAAAGGAGAAUUUCCAACUGCGAGCAGCUUUAAUGUGGACGAUCAAUGACUUUCCGGCUUAUUUGAUGUUGUCCGGGUGGAGUACUGCGGGCCGAUAUGCUUGCCCUUACUGCAUGGAUGAUUCACAAGCCUUCUACCUUACGCAUAGCAAGAAGAUGUGUUGGUUUGAUUGUCAUAGAAGGUUUUUAGAUAGAAGUCAUCCCUAUAGGAGAAAUAGAAUAAAUUUCAGAUCAGGCGUUGUUGAGAAAAGGGAUCCGCCUGUUAUUCGGACUGGACAUGAAUUACUUGAUGAGUUAGACCAGUUUGGUUUUUUGAGAGUCUAUGAAGAAGAUGCACCGGAACAUAAUAAAGAGGUUAGUAAGUACUCAGCUGGAUGGAAGAAGAAGAGCGUAUGUUGGGAUUUGCCAUAUUGGAAAACUAACAUCAUUCGACAUAAUUUGGAUGUUAUGCACAUAGAGAAGAAUGUUUUUGAUAACAUUUUCAACACUUUGUUGUGUGUGCCAAGUAAAACAAAGGAUCACAUCAAGGGUAGACACGAUCUGCGUGAACUUGGUAUACGUUCAGAAUUGCAUCCUAUAGGUACGUCUAUUCCUAAAGCUUCCUAUACAUUAAAUGAACAACAGAUACGUGCCUUGCUUCAAUGGUUGAAGAGUAUUAGAUUUCCCGAUGGUUAUGUCUCCAAUAUGGCAAGGAAUAUUGACAUGGCCAAGCAUCAAUUGUUCGGCAUGAAAAGUCACGACUGUCAUGUUUUCAUGCAACGCUUCAUUCCAAUUGCAUUCAGAGAAUUGCUACCGGUAAAGAUUGGGGAAGCUCUUACCGAGUUGAGCUUAUAUUUUCGAAGUUUGACAACCACAAAGCUAUGUGUGGAGGAUUUGAGGAAGAUGGAAGUAGAUAUUCCGGUUAUCAUCUGCAAACUAGAGACUAUAUUUCCGCCUACAUUCUUUGAUAGUAUGGAACACCUUGCUAUCCAUUUGGCAUAUGAGGCUAGGAUUGCAGGACCAGUCCAAUACAGAUGGAUGUAUCCGUUUGAGAGGUAAAUAAAUCAUAUGUAAUUGAUUUUUUCAUU
Molecule: messenger RNA, 2328 nt
Organism: Amaranthus tricolor (Joseph's coat)
Lineage: Eukaryota; Viridiplantae; Streptophyta; Magnoliopsida; Caryophyllales; Amaranthaceae
Exons: 2
Coding region: 974-2299 (441 amino acids)
Source: RefSeq, a predicted model, not a curated record